CAGAACAGGUAUGUGCAGCAGGAGAUAAAAGCCUCUCGUCACAAAGGAUAGUGUAAUCGCUGAGAGAAGAGAGGAACAUUGCAGACAUGGCGUACUUCUUCUUGUCCGCAGAGACAUGGACCCUGCUGGCUGCCCUCGUCACGCUGCUGUUUGUGUAUUCCUGCUGGACCUAUGGGACAUUUAAGAGAUUAGGCGUCCCUGGACCCUCACCUAUCCCAUUUUUUGGCACCAUGUUGGCAUAUAGAAAGGGAUUUUUUAACUUUGAUGAAGAGUGUCAUAAGAAAUAUGGGAAAAUGUGGGGCAUUUUUGAUGGCCGUCAGCCCGUGUUGUGUAUCACUGAUCCUGCUAUGAUAAAAACUAUCCUGAUAAAGGAGUGUUACUCUUUCUUCACCAACCGCAGGAAUUUCCGUCUGAACGGGCCGCUGCAGGAUGCUGUGACAGUUACAGAGGAUGAUCAGUGGAGGAGGAUCCGCAGCGUCCUUUCUCCCUCCUUCACCUCUGGGAGACUAAAAGAGAUGUUUGACAUCAUGAAGCAGCAUUCAGCGGUUCUGAUCAGCAGCAUGAAAAAGAAAGCAGAUAAAGAUGAACCUCUAGAGAUGAAAGAGUUUUUCGGACCCUACAGUAUGGAUGUGGUAACCAGCACCGCCUUCAGUGUAGACAUCGACUCUCUCAACAACCCCUCAGAUCCUUUUGUCACAAACAUCAAAAAGAUGCUGAAAUUUGACCUUUUCAGCCCCAUCGUCCUCACUAUUGCCGUCUUUCCCUUCAUGAUUCCCAUAUUGGAAAAAUUGGAGUUUUCCUUUUUCCCUGCAUCUGUGACAGACUUCUUUUACGCUGCGCUACAGAAGAUCAAGACUGAUCGAGAGACCAGCAAGCAAAAGACUCGAGUGGACUUCCUCCAGCUAAUGAUCGACUCUCAGCAAAAUAAUGACUCCAAACAGGAUAAAGGUCUGACAGAUCAUGAGAUCCUUUCCCAAGCAAUGACUUUCCUCUUUGCUGGCUACGAAACGACCAGCAGCUCUCUCACUUUCUUGUCUUACAAUUUGGCAACAAACCCUCAGGUGAUGAAAAAGCUGCAGGAGGAGGUGGAUGCAACCUUCCCUAACAAGGCUCCUAUCCAGUACCAGGAACUAAUGCAGAUGGAGUAUCUCGACUGUGUCAUCAAUGAGUCUCUCCGAUUGUUCCCCAUUGCUUCACGUUUGGAACGUGUGGCCAAGGCCAGUGUGGAGAUAAAUGGCUUUGUGAUUCCAAAAGGUAUGGUUGUCAUGGUCCCCACCUGGCCGAUGCACCGGGACCCCGAGAUUUGGCCUGAACCAGAGAAAUUCAAACCUGAGAGGUUCAGCAAGGAAAACAAGGAGACAAUUGAUCCGUAUACCUACAUGCCUUUUGGAGCAGGCCCGAGGAACUGCAUUGGGAUGCGAUUUGCUCUGGUUGUGAUGAAACUUGCAAUAGUGGAGAUCCUCCAGAGGUACAGCUUCUCUGUGUGUAAGGAGACCGAGAUCCCCAUUGAGCUGGACAUCCAGGGUCUGCUACAACCAAAACAACCAAUCAAACUGAAGCUGGUGCCACGUUCUUAACCUUCUCAUCUAAGAAGAUGACUAUUCUUCAUUUUAAUCUUGAUGUUUCUUGCAUACAUAAACACCAUGUCAGUUUUUGUACUACCUACCUGUACUACCUUAUUUUGUCUGAAGGUGCACUAAACACUCUAUUUAAUUUCUUUUUUUAAUUUUCUGGCAAUUUUUUCAUGGUUUAGGCUUUAAAGCAUUAGGAUAGAUCCAGUAAAGACAAAAACGUGGCAGUCAGGCAUUUAGCCCUUGUGGACGGUCAUUGUUUAGUAUGGGCAAAGAGUUUAUGACAAUAUACUGUAAAGAAUAAUCAGCAAUUUCUAUUUUUGUCUAAAGCAUGUAUCAAUUCAAUUCACUUCAAUUCAAUUCAGUUUUAGUUAUAUAUCACCAAAUUACAACAACAAUCACUUAAAAGGGGAAAAUCCCAAUAAUCAGACAAGCAAGCACUUGGUGACAGUGGGAAGGAAAAACUCCCUUUUAACAAGUGGAAACCUCCAAGCUCAUGGAGGGCCACCAUUGGCUAGAUCGGUCUGGGGUGAGAGGAGGAAAUGCAAAGUCGUAUAUGAACAAGAGGUUACGGGAUCCUGGAAAUAGCUGAAAUCUAUAAAAUCUGAAAAGUGCACAAUCAUAUUUCUCUGUCUUGAUUAAGCUCUUGAAUUUCAGUGUUAUAUCCGUCCUACUGUAACUAAAAUACACCAUGAUUAGACCACAAAGUUUUACAGUAUUAUGUUGCAUUAUACCCUUUAAUUCUCCAAAGAGCUGAUUCCAAACAUCACAUCACUUCUCGGGUGUUUUCAUAUCCUCUCGGAGCGCCACCACUUUUUUGUCACAGCUCAAUAAGGAGAGAUCACUUGGAGGAUUUGAACAUGAUUUAUGGAGCUUUAGGAAUUAAUGUAUUUGUCGAUUAGACUCCAAGGACCUAUUAUGACAGAACUGGACCAGAGUAAUGAUAACUCUACUGAGAUUGACAGCGUGGGAAAGUCAUAGAGCUGCAGAGAACAGAAAAGCAGACUAACACCCAGGAAACAGGCAGAUGGCUGAUUACAGAGCUUCCUUAUUAAAUUUACGCAUAAGCUUCAUUUCGUGGAUCAUGUCUACGUGUAACAAUGUUACAGUCAUUUUGGCUUUUGGCUCAGAUACCUGAGUUUUUGAAUUUAAAUAGAAAAGAACGUUCAUUCACUGGAAAAGUUAUGUUUAGUUGACUUAGGAAAAUGCACUCAAAGAAAACCACAGAGGACGAGCUGUGUCUGUUGCAAGAAUAGUUUAUUAAUGAACAGCAGGGUUAAUAAGAAUAAAACAAACGAAAAAUGCUCCUCCAGGAAGAUAAGCAGCAUCCACACCCACUCUCUUCCUCCCACUCUCUCGGCUUUUUUAGAGCUCUCACAGUGAAGAGAUGCCGUCUCCCAAAUAUGUUUAUGUAUCACCUUUCCAAAAAAAGUGUAAUUUAACAUGUGUAAAAUUAAAGCCUUUAGAUUAA
Oreochromis aureus is the source of this 3042-nucleotide messenger RNA. RefSeq names its product cytochrome P450 3A40-like. Gene Ontology annotation, molecular function: steroid hydroxylase activity; iron ion binding; heme binding. The coding region runs from base 87 to 1577 and encodes 496 amino acids. The record is from RefSeq and is a predicted model, not a curated record. The transcript is spliced from 13 exons. Lineage: Eukaryota; Metazoa; Chordata; Actinopteri; Cichliformes; Cichlidae.